AUGGAGGAGACCAAGGAAAAUGAAGAAAGGUUUAAUGACUACAUGGCAGUGAGAAUCGUGGCUCAUGACCAUUACAUGCACACCAUAAAUAACCCUUCACUUUAUCACUUCGAGAAAAAUCCUUCAAGAAGUGGGUCGAAACAGCCUGAUAGGGUCGGUGCUAAGAUCAAGGACCAGAUCAUGGAUAUCCAGAGGUCAGAAUUUAUGAGGAGGAAUAUUGACAGAGUCCCAGUGACUAGAAUUCUUGGCUCUACAAAGAGAGGGCAAAGAGUUUGUUUAAACAUUCACAAUUAUUUCCCAUACUUUUUCACAGACUAUCCCAUCCCUUUAGUUGAGGGUAAGAACGAGUCAGAUUUCUUGUACGCUCUAGCUGAGAUUAUUGAAAGAGCAUUUACAAAGUUCACGAGAGAGAAGUACCCUAACAGUAAGAUCUAUGAACAACAGUUGAUCCAUUCUAUUGACAAAGUACGAGGGUGCCAAAGUAUAUAUGGGUAUAACAAUGAGAAGAAUAAAGAAUUUUUGAAGAUCACCAUUUAUAAUCCUUGGAAGUUACAGUCUUUAAAGGAGUUACUGUGGUCAGGACAUAUCCUUGAUUACAGAUUCCAGUCUUAUGAAGCUCAUAUCACCCAUUACAUGAAGUUGUAUACAGACUGUGACCUGUACGGAAUGGACUUCGUUAAAUUCUCAGAUUUCAAGUUCAGAAGGGGCGGACUCCCAAAACUCAAGGACAAAGAUCACUAUAAAAUGACUGUGUAUUCAAGUAGUUUUCUGGAUCAUCUGACUGAGAAGCCAGAGAGCUUCUAUAAAGACUAUUAUUUCUGAGAUUUGGAUCCAGAUUUGAAAUUAUUCGAUUACAACUACAUUAAAGAGCAUUAUUCAGUCACUGAUGAGGACAUAUUCUCCCCUUACAAAAAGCGAUCAGAUUGUGAUCUUGAAGUUGAUGUUGAGUAUUGUCUGAUAAAAUCUGGAGACUUGGCCCAAGACACCCAUCAGAAAUUAUCAGAAUCCCAAAGCAUAGGCUCAUCUAGGGUGAUUAAGGAACUUUCUCCCUCACAAGUCGAUAGCUUUGACUUUGAAGACGAGGAGCUUGAAUCACUAGAAGAAACAAAAAAGAAGUCAGAGAUUUAUAUCAGAGAGGGUGACCGCCUCGAAACUCAAAUAAAAUAAUCUCUACAAAAACCGAAAGAAGAGCUCUAGAGAUUGCAGACAAUUUUCAACACAAAAGAUGGCUGGUGGGAUCAUACCCAGGCAAAGUAUAGAAGCUAUUGAUCCUAACGAUUAUAACUAUAAUGAGAUAUUCGGCAGUCAUCUUGGAGAAUCAUCUAUUCGGAGCAGCUACUUUGAGAAUUGAAUCAGUAGCAUCAAGAAAUCCAAGCGCUCUAUUGCAAAAUUAUCGAAAUCUCGUGGAAGAGAGAAGAAUACACCAAAGAUUACAGAGGUAGAUAUUUCUGAUAUAAAUCUCUCUGCUGUAAAGCCUGCAACCACUAAGAAGAAAAGAAUGACAGUCCAGACAGAUGCAUCCAAAGCUUGUGAGAUCUAUAAGACCAAUAUAAAAUAUGUGAAAUCAAUGUUGACCCUCUGGAAGGAUGAAUAUGCGAGAAGGAAGAGGUUUGGAAUCACCCAACCCCUUCCUAACAUUUUUGACUCUGUCGAUCAACAAACUAGGACAAAGAUCCCUCAUGACCAGAUUAAGAACGAGAGGGUUCUUGAGAUGCUCAGGAAGAACCUCCGAACUUACUCUAAGGAAGAGAAGGGGUAUGAACGUUACCAAGUUGAUAAUCCUGAAGGAAAUCCUCUCGAAAUUCAGCUCCUUGAUCAUAACGAGUUCGAUGAAAGAUACGGAAAUCAGUAUUUUAGAAACCUCAUGAAAAUGAGAGAGAUAUGGGCUGACAAAUGCAAGCAAGGAGAUAACUCAGAGAAAAUAGAAUUUGAAGAUUAUGUCGACACCCUUGAUAUUAUCCCAUCAAUGAAGAUGCAGUUCAAACAAAUGUACAAGAAGAAGACAGCUAAAGAGGCUAAAAUGGAGCUUAUUGCGAUGGAUAAUACAAAAAUUACUGAAUUCUUUGAUCAUCCAAACUCUAGUAACUUAAAAUCUAGAACUAAACCUCCUAAGGAAGAGUCUAAGGAGCCGCUAGAAAUUGAUGAUGACAUCUCCUGUAUCAGUAAUGAGAUAGAAGAAGUCAAUAUUUGUUUAGAUGAUGAAAAGAGCCAAUUUGAUACAAAUCUUACUCGAAAAGAUAAGUAUAAAACACCUUUAACAACAUCUCAGAAGAUGCCUUUGUCUCAGAAGGAAGAAACCAGCCCAAUGUCUAUUCUGAAAUAUAAACUGAAGGCUCCUUCUGGAAGAGAAGUUAUGAAUAUCUGAAAGAGACUGCCAACUCAUGAAGAGGAUGCUCAGAAGUUAUCAGGAAUUUUUUACUCAAAUGAGAAUGAUCUGGUGCUGCAUUAUGCUAAUAAGUUAAUCUACGACCCAAAAACCAAAUGCACAAAGAAGUUACCCCAAUCUGCAAUGAACUCAGAGUGGGCCCAGGCCUAUGCAUUUCAUCAAAAAGGAGUCAAACUACAGCCAAAUGAGAAAACCUACAAUGAUGCUGGACUAAAGGGAAAACUUGAGUAUAAAGAAAGAACUAAGCCAGUUACAAUCAGGGAGGAUCUCCGUCUCCCAGAUUUUGCUCUCAAAAGGCUGACAAGGAAAUAAAUUCUGAAUUGAUGACAAAAGUGCGAGAGAGGAAGUCCUUAAGGGAUAUGAGCUUCCUGAGAGAAGUUUGAAGUAUCAUAAGAUCAGUCCCUCAGGCAAUGAGAUUCGAAGCAUGCUCCAACAACAGAAGAGGAUUGAUAGAGAAAUGAGAAGGACUAACGCUACUCCUAGGAAAAGGGACCAAAGCCCUCUCGGUGAAGGAUUUGAUCCAAAGAAAAUAUCAGAAGAGACUAAAAUAUAUGCUAUUCGAGAAAACAGACUGCUGACUAGGAGAGGAAUUUCUCCCUGAACUGAGAUCGAAAUGUCAGUUUUUAAGUCUAACAAGAAUAAGAUGAAAAGCAGUAGCGGUAAAAGAAAGAGGAGAAGGCCAGGCAACGGUGAGCUAACCUUACUGGACAUACACAGCCAUUUUGAGACGAUUCACUGCCUUACAACUAUGAUGGUAGAGCCAAUCGUCCUAACUCUUGAUGGCCAAAAGCCAAACCCUGAAAAGGAUGAAUUUAUUGGAAUCUGAGUGAUCAUUGACGAUGAGAGAGCUAAGUUAGAUCUUCAGGAAAAAUAUCAAAUGGUAAAGCAUAUUAUCCUCAUCAAAGAUGAGCAUGAUAGGGUUCACCAAGGAAAAGGCAUCCUAGUUGGUAUGAAGGACUAUGUCAAGCUCCAUUUGGUCAACAAGGAGUUCUUUGUGUUUGAUAAACUUCAUAGUUUAAUUGAGGAAUACAACCCAGACAUUUUCAUGGGCUAUGACAUUAACACAAUGUCUAUUGGGUACCUAAAUAAGAAGAUUCGGACAGAUAUUAAAUUGUCCAAUAUGGCUAAGAAGAGCAAUAAAUUCUUCUCUGCUGAGGAAGCAUACUUUGACUUGAGAGGCCAAGGAAGAGUUUCUAUUAAUGUCGUUGAUAAUAUGAAAAUCAACCUCCAUCUGAAGGAUUAUGAGCUUGAUAGAGUAGCUUUUGAAGUGCUACAGAAAAGAGAACCUAAUUAUUCGUUUGAUAUCUUGAAAAAGGCGUACCUUGAAGGAUAUCCUAGCAGAUUCAAGGUAUUUGAAUAUAUUUUCCAUCAAAUGGAGCUAUCUUACAAGUUUAUGGAUAAUCUUGACUUGAUUAACAGAAGUAUAACAAUGGCUAAAACUUAUGGAAUUGACCUUCAAUCAGUAGAGAGCAGAGGGACGCAAUACAGAGUAGAGAGCAUGCUGUCUCGUAUUGCAAGAGUUAACAAAUUUUUAUUACUCAGUCCCACACAGGAGCAAGUCUGGAAUCAAAGUCUUCUUGAAGUAAUUCCACUAGUAAUGGAGCCAGAAAGAGCUUUCCAUUUGGACCCUGUCUCUGUUCUCGACUUCCAAAGUCUAUACCCGUCUAUAAUAAUAUCCCACAAUUUGUGAUACACUACUUGUCUGGGAAAGAUAGAAGUAAACGAGAAUAUACAAAAUGCUUCUUUGUCAGCAUUUGGAAAUCAAACGGGAAGAAAGAAGACUCUAUUUACCCUAACCAAGAACAUCAAAGAGUUCUUUGGCUAUCAAGCAGAGGAUACUCUAUCUAAGGAUCAGGAAGACGAGAUUAUAGAUAGCAUAAUAGUUUCUCCAAACCUCACAGCUUUCGUAAAGCCACAUGUGAGGAGAGGACUUCUUCCUCAGAUGCUUUCUGAAAUUUUGAACACCAGGAUUAUGAUCAAGAAAUCUAUUAAGAUGUAUGAGAAAGGUAGCCAUGAUCAUAGAGUUUUAGACUCAAGACAAUAUGCUCUCAAGAUGAUUGCAAAUGUUACAUACGGUUAUACAGGAGCUGGAUUUAGCGGCAGAAUGCCUUGUGUCGAAAUAGCUGACGCUAUCGUAUCCUUCGCGAGACUCUCUCUUGAAGAAGCAAUCAAUUUCACAGAGUCAGAUGAAUGCUUUACUAAAAUCUUGAGAGAAAAAUGUAAGCCAACUGUUAUCUAUGGAGACACAGACUCUUGUUUUGUCAAAUUUCCAAAUUUAACAAUUCAAGAAGCUUAUGAAGCGUCAAAUCUUAUUGUCAAGGAAGUCACGAGGUGAAAUCCAUACCCAAUGGAGCUGAAGUAUGAGAAGGUUUAUAGACCAAUGUUCAACCUUGCUAAGAAACGGUACUGUGGGUUCAAAUAUGAGACUCCUGAUAGUGCUCCUGAGGUAGAAUCUAAAGGAAUCGAGACUAUCCGUAGAGACUUCCUCCCGAUAGUCAGUAAGAUCAUGAACAAAAUAAUACAUAUCCUAUUCAUCAAGAAUGACAUGUCUUUAGCCAAGAAAUAUCUUGAGUCACAAUGGAAGAAACUUGACUCUGGAGACUUAGAAUCAGUCGAUUUGUUCCUGAAAGAGAAACUUGAUAAAGACGAAUCAAAGGCUUUUGGCCUUCCUGAUACAGUCAAGCUUGCCCAGACUGCUAAAAAGCAGCUAGAAAAAGUUCUUGAUAGGGUAUUUCACAUCUUCAAUACUGAAGUAAGGGUUUGGAUGAAAGACCGGACGAUCAUACAAAGGUACCCUAUUGGGAUCACAGGAUUAUCAUCCUUUUUAAGUUCCAACAAAUUCAUAAUUCAAGGACAAGGGGACAAGAACAAUGAAAGUACUAAGUAUCACCAGAGCGUUAAAGCCUUAAUUAUGCAAAGAAGUUUUAACAAAUUCAGAGCUAAGCUUGAGGAACAAAAUAGUAUAUGCAAAAGAUGUGCUGGCAUCUUCAGAGAUAUUGAGGAUUUUCCAGACUCAGAUAAUACACCCAAGAGAUCUAAAGGAAGCGAUAAAGAUAGUGUAGUCAUUAAACUAGUCUCAUGAGACUCAUUGAUUUGAAGAAUUGCUUAUGACAAGACCUACAACUAUAGAAUCCUCCAGGCUUUGAACAUGGGCAAUGAAUAAGUAAUAAUUGGUUCUAUAAACUUA
Messenger RNA from Moneuplotes crassus, 5573 nucleotides. Lineage: Eukaryota; Ciliophora; Spirotrichea; Euplotida; Euplotidae. The record is from the annotation of a GenBank genome assembly.